Entelurus aequoreus (snake pipefish) is the source of this 1968-nucleotide messenger RNA. It is a transcript of the gene pdha1b, whose product is annotated as pyruvate dehydrogenase E1 subunit alpha 1b. Lineage: Eukaryota; Metazoa; Chordata; Actinopteri; Syngnathiformes; Syngnathidae. Gene Ontology annotation, molecular function: pyruvate dehydrogenase (acetyl-transferring) activity. The transcript is spliced from 13 exons. The record is from RefSeq and is a predicted model, not a curated record. Gene Ontology annotation, biological process: pyruvate decarboxylation to acetyl-CoA. Gene Ontology annotation, cellular component: intracellular membrane-bounded organelle. The coding region runs from base 181 to 1524 and encodes 447 amino acids.
GUCACCUCUUGGCCCCUCUCCGCCUGGGAGGAGAAGUACUUGCUGAAGGCCGCCAGGAUGUUGCGGUGCGCCCGGAACUCCACGUCUCUCACUACGAUGGUGACGUCGCACAGGAAGUCCAUCUCCCGCUGCUGGUGGAGGCGUUGCAGGAGCAGCUUGCCAUGGUUGGCGCCCUGAGCCAUGGCUAGGAGAGAGGGAGCCCAAACCGUGUCGGAGUUGCUGAUUGGCCUGUCAGAGUACGUCAGUCUCUCUGACUCCUCCCCGGCAGCGCCCGACUUGGCACGGACGCAGCAGCGGCUGCCACCCAAACCGCCGCCGCCACCAACACCGCCGCCGGUAGUUGCUGCUAGUGCGAGCGCGGCUCACUUAGCUAGCGCGCCGGCUGAGCCGUUAGCCCGACCAGCUACCAGAGUUGCAACUUCCCGCUCAUUCGCCGACUUCACACAUCAGGUGACGUUUGACAUAAAGAAAUGCGACUUGCAUGGUUUGGAGGAGGGGCCACCAGCGAAGGCGGAGCUAACGCGCGAGCAGGGCCUGCAGUAUUACCGCACCAUGCAGACGGUGAGGCGCAUGGAGCUGAAGGCCGAUCAGCUCUACAAGCAGAAAAUCAUCCGCGGGUUCUGUCACCUGUAUGACGGACAGGAAGCGUGCGCCGUCGGCAUCGAGGCCGCCAUUAACCCGACCGAUCACCUGAUCACGGCCUACCGAGCACACGGCUACACGUACACCCGCGGCGUGUCCGUCAAAGAGAUCCUGACCGAGCUCACAGGCAGAAAAGGGGGCGUGGCCAAAGGCAAAGGAGGCUCCAUGCAUAUGUACGCACCCCAUUUCUAUGGCGGGAACGGCAUUGUGGGAGCGCAGGUUCCGCUGGGUACUGGGGUCGCUCUGGCCUGCCAGUACCAAGGCCAAAAUCAACUCUGCGUGGCGCUGUACGGCGACGGAGCAGCCAAUCAGGGGCAGAUCUUUGAGGCCUUCAACAUGGCCGCCCUCUGGAAGCUGCCGUGCAUCUUCAUCUGCGAGAACAACCAAUACGCCAUGGGCACGUCGGUGGAGAGGGCGUCGGCCAGCACGGACUACUACAAGAGAGGCGACUACAUACCGGGAAUAAGGGUGGACGGGAUGGACGUCCUGUGUGUGAGGGAGGCGGUCAAGUUUGCAGCAGACCACUGCCGAGCCGGAAAGGGUCCGGUGGUGAUGGAGCUACAGACUUACCGUUACCAUGGACACAGCAUGAGUGACCCGGGGGUCAGCUACCGCUCCCGGGAUGAGAUCCGGGAAGUGCGCGUCAAGAACGACCCCAUCGCCAUGUUGAAGGAGAGGAUGCUGGACAACAAUAUGGCGUCUGCCGAGGAACUGAAAGUAAUGGACGUGGCCAUCAGGAAGGAGGUGGAGGAGGCCGCCUUGUUUGCCACGUCCGAACCGGAGCCACCGCUGGACGAGCUUUGCAACCACAUUUUCAAAGGCAACGCGCCCCUGGAAGUGCGCGGGACCAACCCCUGGUCUAAGCUCACGUCCGUAAGCUAGUCCGGCAGCUGGGCUCCCAGCCUGGGACUGGAUCCCUCCUGCCGCUAAAACGAGGCCCUGAAGAGUGUGAGAACUUUGCAGCAUUCCGCACCUUCACAAGCCCGGAAUUGGACCUGUGACACUUUUUAUAGAUGUAUUUAUUAAUAAUAUAUUCAACUUUUUACUGAAACAGCAUAUGGCUUUUACCAGUGAUUGUAUCUAUGUAAAGAUUCUCUACGGUAUUUUAUUUUUGUUACAUCCUCGUAGCAAUCGAGCACUUUGGUUUACAGGUGGUUUGUCUUUUUUUUGUUUUGUUUUUUACAGCAAAGUAGGAACUUUGUGGGUUUGAUGCCAACUGACUCAAUACAGUUUGUGCUCAAAAACGUGCUAUUCUAUCAUCUGCCGCUAGGUGUCUCUGCAGAGCUAGACAUGUAAUGGUAAUGAAAUGCAGCCAUGGCAACAAAA